Messenger RNA from Corvus hawaiiensis (hawaiian crow), 2700 nucleotides. RefSeq names its product BPI fold-containing family B member 3-like. The transcript has 17 exons. Gene Ontology annotation, molecular function: lipid binding. The coding region runs from base 171 to 2438 and encodes 755 amino acids. Lineage: Eukaryota; Metazoa; Chordata; Aves; Passeriformes; Corvidae. The record is from RefSeq and is a predicted model, not a curated record.
CAAGACCUUGUUUGUUUUGCUCCCCACCAAUUAUUCUGGAUGUCCCAAAUGACAUCACCUGCCUUUUUCCUUCUGUAAAGCUCUAUAUAUGAAGAUCCUGGAUCCCGGUGAUCUUCAGAAGACAGGGACAUCGGCUGGAGACAGAGCUUGGUCAGUUAUCAGGACUGAAGAUGUCGGUGUUUUGGACUGUUGUCCUCCUCAACAGCCUGCUGAUCCCUUCACAAGGACUUGGACUCCUGUCCUUGGUUGACAGAGGAGAUAUGAAUGGUAUGAGAGAUUCACCAGCCAAAGGUCUUCCCCAGAGAUCUCAGGAUGGUCUCCUUGGUGGCAAUCUGCUUGGUGGUCUCCUUGGAAAAGACGGAGUUGUUGGAGGUCUUCUGGGCAAAGACGGUGCUGUUGGCAGUCUCCUUGGAAAAGACGGUCCUGUAGGCAGUCUCCUUGGAAAAGAUGGAGUUGUUGGAGGUCUCCUGGGCAAAGACGGUGCUGUUGGCAGUCUCCUUGGAAAAGACGGUCCUGUAGGCAGUCUCCUUGGAAAAGACGGAGUUGUUGGAGGUCUUCUGGGCAAAGACGGUGCUGUUGGCAGUCUCCUUGGAAAAGAUGGUCCUGUAGGCAGUCUCCUUGGAAAAGAUGGAGUUGUUGGAGGUCUCCUGGGCAAAGACGGUGCUGUUGGCAGUCUCCUUGGAAAAGAUGGAGUUGUUGGAGGUCUCCUGGGCAAAGACGGUGCUGUUGGCAGUCUCCUUGGAAAAGAUGGUCCUGUAGGCAGUCUCCUUGGAAAAGAUGGAGUUGUUGGAGGUCUCCUGGGCAAAGACGGUGCUGUUGGCAGUCUCCUUGGGAAAGACGGAGUUGUUGGAGGUCUCCUGGGCAAAGACGGUGCUGUUGGCAGUCUCCUUGGAAAAGAUGGAGUUGUUGGAGGCCUUCUUGGCAAAGAUGGAGCUGUUGGUGGCCUCCUUGGUGGAGAUGGUCUCCUAGGUGGUCUCCUUGGUGGAGAUGGUCUCCUUGGUGGAGAUUGUCUCCUAGGUGGUCUCCUUGGCAAAGAUGGUGUAGUUGGUGGUCUGCUUGACAAGGAUGGUGUCCUCGGUGGUCUCCUUGGCAAAGGUGGUGUCAUUGAUGGUCUCCUUGGCAAAGAUGGUCUUGUUGAUACUCUCCUUGACACCGUCCUUGAGCUUCUCAUUGGCAAAAAUGGUCUCCUUGGCAAAAACGGUCUCGUUGGCAGCCUUCUUGGUAGAAAUGGUGAAGAUCUCAUGGGACUGAGAAUUGUGAACAACACCCUCCCCAAAAUCAGUCUGCACUCCCUGCCGGGCUUUGGGCACCAGGUGGACUUCAACACCCAGCUGCUGGUAGAGAGCAGUGUGCCGGGCCAGCCGCUCUGCAAGCAGGUGGAGGUAGAUGUGACCAUGCUGGUCCAGGACACGUGGACAGCUCACCAGAAUGCUCUGAACUGCAAGACUGUUGACAUAAACACCUAUGUGAGACCCAGAGUGCCAGUUCUGGAUGAGCCUUUGAAACGCCUCCUUAGCAAUGUCCUGCAGGAUCUGGGCUGCAACAUCAUCAACGCCAAGCUCAAGGUGUUGAGCUCCCUGCUCGGCUCCGGGAACCAGGUGCUCCCACUCGGGGCUCUGGGGGACCUGCCCUCCUUCUCCAUCCUCAGUGCUGAUGCCAUCCAGAUGGAUCUGAAACUCCUCUCUGAGAAUGCCAGAGGUGGCAUGACAACCCCCAUGCAGGGGCUGCCACUCACUGCCAGCCUGAAGUUGGCCACCGGCCGCCCGCCACGGCUCAGCCUUUCCCAGGACACCCUCAGCGCCCUGCUGGAGCAGGUCCAGGGGCAGGGAGCCCUCAACCUCAGCAUCACCAGCUUGACGGGUAGCAAAUUCCCUCUGCAAGGCCAGGUUCCCGAGAGCAGCUCGCUGACCAUGGAUGCCCUUUUCCCGUUCAUCCCCCAGCUCGCCCGGGUCCUCCCUGACUCUCUGCCACUGGAGCUGCGUGUCCGAGUGAGCAACGAGCCAGUGGUGACUGUGAGGGACGGAAGAGCCACUGUCACCCUCAAAGCCUCUAUCGACGCCAUCAGUCCCGCCCUGCAGACCUCCCAGGGGCUCCUGUUCUCCUUCGAUGUGGACAUUGUUCUGAACAUCACCCCAUCAGUCUCUGAUGGCAAAUUGCAAACCUCCCUGGCUCUUGACAGCAUCAACCUGACACGGUUCCCCUCGAGUCUUGACGCUUCCACUGCCUCCUCGCUCACAGAAUGGCUCAAGAAGGUCCUCACAAAUGUAUAUGUACCUUCUGUUAGAGAUGCCUUCCAUGUGUCAGUCCCACUGCCCAAUGUCCUUAACACCAGCCUCAGGAACGCUGAAGUUGACAUCACUGAUGUGGACGAGUUUUCCGGCCAGACCACUCUAGAAAGAUUCUGCUCAGGAGGAGCCUCGAUGCUGUUCCCUUUCUGAGGCAGCACAUGCACCCCAAGUCCUGCUCUGCUCCACUCUCUCCCUCUUCCUUUCUCUCAAGCCCUGCCCCAUGCUGUGGCUGUGGCCUGAGCAGGACAGGCAACAGCCUUUGGCCAGCAUCAGGGUGGGAAAACUUCUUGGCUGGUGGAUGUUUGGGGGUUCCUGUGGCUGCUUCUAACAUCCAUAGCCAGGAAGCAGAGCUCUUAGGCAUAAAGGUUGCUCUUGUAUUGCUCUUUCAAUAAAAUCUUUCACUGUCACAGUA